AUCAAAUACGGAACUGUCCAUGCAGAGCGAGUCAACAAUGGCAGCGUGACUUUCUGACACAACUAUUUUACAAAGUUUAUUUUAUUGCAGACACCUCGCGUCCGUGUUACAACACAUCUGAUAAUUGUCCGUGCUUUCUUCAGGUGUUUAUGAUAUGUCAAAUCAAACAUGGUGGUUUGUUUCUUGAUUCACACGGUGUGUCCGGUGAGCGCUCUGUCCGCAGGCGAGUCUCGGAUACUGUACGCGCGAGUGUUCGGAUCGGAGACCGGGGAUGGUUGUGACUUCACACCCGAGCAGCGACGACUGAUGCAGAAAGAGAAACUUCACGUGGUAGCGAGGCAGGUGAGGAGCGCUGUGGCUCUGAGCAGGGAGGCCUCAGGAGCUGUGUGUGUGGAGGCAGUGCUGGGUGAGGAGGCUGCAGCUCUGGGUGAAGCCGACAGCGGUGUGUUUUCCCUGGGAAGCGCAGAGCUGUUUCCCGAUCAGAGUGUUGUUCUGUGGCUGGGAGUUCAGUCUCUAGCAUUCACUCUGGUCUGCAGUCCACACGAGAACCUCCUGCUCGCAGAGGGAACGCUUCGUAACAUUGCACGUCACUGCCUGGAGGAGCUACGUCUGCUGGGACCUGGUGCUGAGGUACUGCUGAAAAGUGAUCGAGUGGAUGCAUUGUUGCACAGACUGCUUCCCCAUGGUCAGCUCCUCUUCCUCAACCAUCGCUUUGCUUUCGCUCUGGAUAAAGAGAUAGCGAGCUACGUGAGCAAAUGAAACCAUCUGAGAUGGCUGAUUGACAAGACCCAAUGACGCCUUCUUAUCUAGGCCAAUGGAGCAAUCACACAAUUCCUGAAAAUCCAUUUUGAGCCUCUCUUUCCCCUGAUUUAAUAAUGACGAGUUACCUCUUUCAUCAUGCUGCGAUGGGAAUGAAAGGAGGGUAAGGGUGUCCACUUCUAGUAAUUGUGAGGCCAGUCAUAUCUCACAAGUACUGCGGUUCAGUAUGUUGACUGGUGAGUGUGAAGUUUUUCUGGCUUCCUUGUGUCAGCCGAUGUGUGAUGGUUGGCAUUCCUCUGGCAUCAAGCAUGUCAAGAGCCCCAUUAUGGCCAAACGCUCUAAAGCUGUGAAGUGCUGUUGAGACAACUUGCACUGAAAGUACCUGUAGCACAUUUACAUGCCCUCACAAUAGCAUUUGAACUGAAGUAGUCUGCUGCGGUCACAGAUAACUCAAACCUCUCACAGCAUUGCUGAGGAUGUUAUACAAUUUCACAUUUUCAGCUUUGAAGGUGUCUGUAUAUUAAUAUUUCUAAGUCCAUUUAAAAUGAUAAACAGUAGUUAUUCAUAAUCAGUUUGAGUUUUUUUGCUGCUAAGAUAUCCAUGUAAACACUGCAGUCAUAUGUGAAAACAGCUUUGUGCUGCACUCACACGAGUUGUAAUUGUGCUGUUGCAAUAUGUGCUGCACAAUAUGUUAAGAUUUGGGGCCUUAUUAAAAAUGAACGUCAACACACUUUCCUUAUGUUAAGCUGUUUUUGAAGCAUUUGCAGAGCUGUAGGUGCUACACACUGCCAUUAUCAGCAUAAAGUACAUUUUCUGAUGCUAGGAACAUCAAUUUAAUAUUGAAUUAUGUGGGCAGUCAUUUGUUAAUGAGUUUUGGUUUUCUGACAUCAGGAAUUCAAGGGUUUCCAUUAAGUUGUCUUUUUGACUUGGUAAGGAAGAUUUGUUUUUUGUUUUUUAUAGGGCAUGUUCAUUCAAGGAGAUAUUGUGACCACAAAUGAAACCUUAACUGUAUUCAUUUGUUCUCUCAUUUUAAAAAGAAGGUACAAAUUAAUGAUAUGGAUUCACAAAUGAAUGACUAGUAGUAAUAGCUGAACAGCAGUAAUAAAUAAUAGACACAGUAAUAAUCCUAAUAUACAGUUUUUUUUAAAGCAUUAUUGAAAUGAAAUGCAUACUCUUGGACGAGGGAAGGGAACUGUAACAUGAAUUUACCUUUGAAAAAAAAGAGAGGGAUGUUUGACUCAUGAUUUCAUAAAUCCCCCGCAAUCCAUUUAGAUACAGAUUAAUUUAUUUUGAGAGACAUUUGAGUCACUCGGGAGAUGAAGAAAUGUAUAAUACAGAUUCUCUUUAUAACUCUUUAUAUUCAUCUCUCAAACACAUUACCCUUUUCUUUUCAAAACUGUAAAUUCAAGUUGGAGGCAAUUUGUCCUUAUACUCCUUGGUUGUUCCAACUGCCUCAAACACCAAAAUAAUAUUUAGUGUGUCAUUAAUUCCAGCAGAUUCAUCAUUCAUCACAAGAGGUUCAGAAAGCCUUGGUUUUAAAUAUAUGCUUGCAAAACACAAACGCAGUUAUUACAGAAAUCAUAGAGCGUUUCUUGACACAUUUGGAUCCACUUCAGCUGUGAAAUCUGUUAUUGAGCUGUCUGAUGAUUCCCUCCUAAAUUGGGGAAUAUUUUUUUUCUCCCAGGUCUUGAUUAGAGCCUCAAGUAAUCAUCUAAAUUGUGCUUCAGUUUGUGCUGAGUCUCUGCAUAGUAGUGUUAUUACUGUCACUCUCUUUUACCCCUUCAUAAUAAAAUAUCUGGCAUUUAA
This is a messenger RNA of Carassius auratus (goldfish), 2565 nucleotides long. RefSeq names its product AP-5 complex subunit sigma-1-like. The transcript has 4 exons. Gene Ontology annotation, cellular component: cytosol; late endosome; lysosome. The record is from RefSeq and is a predicted model, not a curated record. Lineage: Eukaryota; Metazoa; Chordata; Actinopteri; Cypriniformes; Cyprinidae. Gene Ontology annotation, biological process: endosomal transport; double-strand break repair via homologous recombination. The coding region runs from base 169 to 759 and encodes 196 amino acids.